Molecule: messenger RNA, 930 nt
Organism: Beauveria bassiana ARSEF 2860
Lineage: Eukaryota; Fungi; Ascomycota; Sordariomycetes; Hypocreales; Cordycipitaceae
Exons: 2
Coding region: 1-930 (309 amino acids)
Source: RefSeq, a predicted model, not a curated record
AUGGGUUGGCUACCGUCAAUAUUUGGAGGGGGGGCCUCCAGCGACCCCAUUAGCAACCUGGAUCCCAAGCUCCGCGAGUUUCUUGACAAGGAAUCCCCAGUCAAGUACAGCAAGCCGAAAGCCCAGCCCUCAGUGCCAUCCUCCACGACAGCUCCAGAGGCGCAAGCCAGCGCCGCGCCGGCGACUGACAGCGCAAAGCAAGCCGUGCCCUCGGAAAGCUUGUACCAAGAUGGCCGCUACGCGCAUCUGUGGAAAAAUUACCGGCCGCUGGCGCAAAUCGAGGACGAGACGACGACGGAGCAGGAGAAGCUCGUGAAGAUUCUGGAUGGAUACAAGGAGCGCAAGCAGGCGAUUGGCAUCGCGGCCCUGGAAAACUGCGCCGUUCAGCAAGAGGAGUGGAUCAACUGCAUGAAGAACGGCAGCUGGUCCGACCAACUACAAAUGUGCCGCCACCAAGUGCAACGCUUUGAGCGCUGCUACACCAUGCAGUCGAGAUUUCUGCGCGCGCUCGGAUACGGCUCGGUAAUUGACCGCCCCCCGCAGGUCGAGGAGGACAUCCAGAUGCACGCCGAUAAGCUAUUCAACCGCAUGUUGGACCACGAACGGGCUGUCGCCGAGGCCAAGAAGGAGGGCCGGCCGGUACCAGUAUUCGAGUCCGUCGUGCCCCGGCCGUCGCGGCAGACGCCCGCGCCCGCCGAGGAGGUCGAGAAGACGUGGCGCGACACCCUGGCCAAGCUACCCGAGGACGAGCGCGAGGCGGAGGAGGCAGCGCUGCGCGCCGACUACCAGACAAAGGAGGAUGUGGCCAGACAUAUCAAGGGGAUCAUGGACGCGAAGAAAAGGGAGAGAGAGGGGCGCCAGGCCGCAGGGGAGGGGACCCUGACUGACACGCUGUCGGCGAUCUGGUCUGGCGGGAAGAGCAGCAAGUAG